GAGGAGAGGGCGUGGCGCGAGGCUGCUGCGGCGCGGGGCUCUUCCUCGCGCUGUCGAGCCCGCUCUGCUGCUGCCGCCGCCUCCGCGGUCGUUCCUGCCCGCCUGGCCGCGGGGCUCGCCUGCAAGGUUCCUAUCACUGUCUCUGGAGCAUGGCAGGCUGCUGAGCUUGAGUGGCAGUGUCAAGUAGGAGCUGUGUGUCUUGCUCAGUGGAACGGAGGGUGUCCAUGGCUGCAGCCAACAGAGGCAGUAAGCCCAGAGUCCGAAGUAUCCGCUUUGCAGCAGGCCAUGAUGCAGAAGGCUCCCAGAGCCACGUCCACUUUGAUGAAAAGCUACAUGACUCGGUGGUCAUGGUUACUCAGGAGAGCGACAACAGCUUCCUAGUCAAGGUUGGCUUCCUGAAGAUCCUGCACAGGUAUGAGAUUACCUUCACUCUGCCUCCGGUGCGCAGACUGAGCAAGGACAUCCAUGAGGCCCCUGUCCACAGCUUGCACCUCAAGCUCCUCAGCGUCACACCCAUCCCUGAGGGAUACAGCAUCAAGUGUGAGUACUCGGCACACAAAGAAGGCGUCCUCAAAGAGGAGAUGCUCCUGGCCUGUGAGGGUGACAUGGGCACCUGUGUGCGUGUGACGGUGCAGGCACGGGUCAUGGACCGGCACCACGGUACACCCAUGCUGCUGGAUGGUGUCAAGUGUGUGGGCGCCGAGCUGGAGUAUGACUCGGAACAGAGUGACUGGCACGGCUUCGACUGAGGCCUGGGGCCGUGCCUGCCUGCCUGCCUGCCUGCCUGAGCCCCUGAGCCUUAAAACUCCACUUGCUCCCCGACAUGCUGCGUGAUGGUGUGGCUUCCUCACCUCUCCCCUGGUGGGCAUGGCAGGGCUAGACCUUGCUCUUGCCUCCCACCUCUGCCUUCAUCCCUACCACCACCCUGCCUCUCCACAGUCCUCCCCACUUCCUCCUCUCCCAUGUGCCUGAGUCUCCUGACCGAAGAAAUGGGUUGAGCCCCGAGGAGGCUAUCUGAGAGGAGGGACCUGGGGUGGGAUUUACCUCUUCCACCCCAAGCCAUAGGGGUUCUAGCUAGGGGUUGGGAGAGGACCGAGUGGCUGUCUGUGUGACGUUGAUGCCCCAUUGCUGCUGCUAUUGUCGUCUCCCCUUCUCCACCUCUGCUGCCCUCAUCUUCCUUCCCCACUGCCGUUCGUGUGGUGAGGAGGUACAGUUCCUAGCUCCUACCCCUCAGGUCUGUGGUAUUUGGUUUUUAAAUGACUGGUUGGAAUAGAGACCUCAAUAAAUAAAAACUCCAGUAGACUUCA
Molecule: messenger RNA, 1307 nt
Organism: Grammomys surdaster
Lineage: Eukaryota; Metazoa; Chordata; Mammalia; Rodentia; Muridae
Gene: Adissp
Product: chromosome unknown C20orf27 homolog
Exons: 6
Coding region: 225-749 (174 amino acids)
Source: RefSeq, a predicted model, not a curated record